AUCUGAUAACGGACAUUCCAGUCAUUGAUUUUCCAUUCCUUCUGGUGCCAACCCCGCAAUCGUCCACCACACAUUCUUUAUCGGUACCGCAAACGAACGUUUGACAGGCACUAAAAAUAGGAGGACCAUUCGAUAAGGAAGUGUGACAGUUGACGUGACAAUUGAUCAAAAAUAGCAACUGCAAUACAAAUAACCUAUAUCAACCCGCUCCUUGGCUGAACGUCAUUGACUACUACAUCACAUCGCUGGAAACUCUCGGAACCACGACCAUGUCCUCACUGACACGAGCAUUUACAAAGCGCCACAAGCGCCCCGAGGUAUCGGCACCAAUGCCCUACCGGGAAGGACAAGUCAAAUUCUCCGCUGGAACCAUCAAUCGGGGAAAGAUCUCUGCACCGGUGGAAUUGUUGUCGACCACGAAUAUGCUCGCCUACAAUGCUCCCGAUCUUCAUUCAGCGGGAUCGUCAUCUACGUCAUCUCUCCAAUCUCCAGAUGAUUCGGAAUUGUCUUUUGGGAAUCAGAGUUUUGGGUCGCCCAUCACAACACCCAGCGACUCCCCCGUGGAGCCCAACCCUCUAUCGUCAUAUUUCCCCAAGCGCUCAGCGACCGUGACUAGCUAUCCUCGAUCCUCUACAUCGACCACAUCGUCUACAGAUGCGCCCUUGGUUCCCAAGCGGGCGCUUUCCCACACGAAACGCUCCCAUCAAGAGUUAGCUCGUCAGCGCUCUAUCUCUCGGCUAUCACCUCCUCCAUUAAAUUCCGUGCGCAGCAGUCCUGUAAUUCGCCCAGCGCAGGAAUACUCCAAUCCCGAACCACACCCAUUUGGGAAGGAGCUGGAGCAAGUGAAUGAGGUUGUGGAAGAGUUUGGUGGCGCUCGUGUACUCGAUGAAGAAGAGCUUGUUUUGCAGAACAAAGGCCUGAUGAAGUUUACCGUGGACGAAUACCUGGUAGAAAUUGAAGAUCUCUACGGAAGCAUCUUUGACGAUCGAAUGGGUCCGAUUGCUUCGGGACAGUGGCUAUGAGGCUUCAUUGUCAUGCAGAAACGGCUCGAUGAUGUCGACCGGAAGGGGAAAGAACUGGUUCUUCUUAUCUCUUCAUCGUUUGUUAUGACCUACUAAUAUUCGCUCUUUAACGAACUCGUCUGUUAUUUUUGUUCUUUUUACCGGCUUUAUACCAUUGGGAGAGGAUCCGUUCCUUGUGUGAAUUUUUUUUCCUGCUAUCUUGUGGUCUAUGUUUCAAUUUACAUAUUGUUUUUCUUGAUGGGUUAUGUUAUGGUACUGAAAUCGAAGGAACCGAUGAUGAGUCUCAUCUCUAUGCUUUUUGCCUCCUUUUUAAUCGUAGUAGGUUUAGAAA
Molecule: messenger RNA, 1353 nt
Organism: Aspergillus pseudotamarii
Lineage: Eukaryota; Fungi; Ascomycota; Eurotiomycetes; Eurotiales; Aspergillaceae
Exons: 1
Coding region: 270-1022 (250 amino acids)
Source: RefSeq, a predicted model, not a curated record